Messenger RNA from Notolabrus celidotus (New Zealand spotty), 1386 nucleotides. RefSeq names its product coenzyme Q5, methyltransferase (gene coq5). The coding region runs from base 34 to 1020 and encodes 328 amino acids. Gene Ontology annotation, biological process: ubiquinone biosynthetic process. The record is from RefSeq and is a predicted model, not a curated record. The transcript is spliced from 7 exons. Gene Ontology annotation, molecular function: methyltransferase activity. NCBI's taxonomy places the organism in Eukaryota, Metazoa, Chordata, Actinopteri, Labriformes, Labridae.
UCACGUUGUCGCACAGUUGUAUAAUCAGUCAACAUGGCCGCGUCCAUCAGACUGCUGGUCCGGAGGGUGAUACGUCUGUCUCAUGGAAAUAUUACCGGACCCCCUGCAGGACUCUCAGCCCGGUCCGGUUCCUGUCGGGGUCCGUCGGUCUGUCGGUGUUUCAGUGAUGCAGCCGGAGACAGAAACACACACUUUGGAUUCGAAACGGUGCCAGAGACGGAGAAGGCGAAGAAAGUCUAUAAGGUGUUUGAGAAUGUGGCAGAGAAGUAUGACGUCAUGAACGAUGCCAUGAGUCUGGGGGUUCAUCGUCUGUGGAAGGACAUGCUGCUGCACGUCAUGCACCCACAGCCUGGGGUGCGGCUUCUGGAUGUUGCAGGAGGAACAGGUGACAUUGCCUUCCGAUUUCUGGAGUAUGUUCGCUCCCAGCAGGAGCGGCAGCAGAGGCGUGCCGCCAGGUCCAUGCAGACGCCAUCAUGGGAGGACAUUUCCUCGAAUUACUCCUCUGAGGAUGUGAUUGAGUCCCAGGAAUCCAGUGCUGUGGUUUGUGACAUCAACAAGGAGAUGCUGAAAGUGGGAAAGCAGAAAGCUGACGGCAUGGGGGUCAGCGCUGGUCUGUCGUGGGUGGUUGGAGACGCAGAGGAGCUGCCCUUUGACGAUGACCAGUUUGAUAUUUAUACCAUCGCCUUUGGCAUUCGAAACGUCACACACAUAGAUCAGGCACUGCAGGAGGCUCUGCGGGUCCUGAAGCCUGGCGGCAGGUUCAUGUGCUUAGAGUUCAGCAAAGUGACGAAUCCCAUGUUGGCAAGGCUUUAUGACGCUUAUAGUUUCCAGAUGAUCCCAGUUUUGGGAGAGGUGAUUGCAGGAGACUGGAAAUCUUACCAGUAUCUGGUAGAAAGCAUCCGCAAGUUCCCGGAUCAGGAGGAGUUUAAAGGAAUGAUUGAGGAUGCAGGUUUCUACACUGUGCAAUACUACAACCUCACUGGUGGAGUUGUGGCUCUUCACUCUGGUUUCAAGCUGUGAGACGACUCCUCUAACACCUCGUGUAGAAGAAACGUGAUCAGAAAGACUGGCUUUGAGUUUCAGGCUCGUGACAGACUGUCUCCUAAGUGUUCAGGCAUGGAUUCCUGAGCUUCUCUCUGCAGAGUCAGAGGUCAGUGUAUGUAUUGACAGUUUUUUUUCCUGUUUCAAGUUCACAUGUCCUUUUUGCAGCUGUUGUAAAACUGCACUUCAUAAUUUAAGUUUGAUGAAUGCCACAUUAAAACAUGAGAUAUCACUGUAUCCGUGGCGUCAGUGUUUGGGAAACUUGUGAGUUAAACCACGAGUGGAGUAGCUGUGGAAUACUUUUGUAAAUCGGAGUUUUGUUUGAGUAAUAAAAUUUAAAAAAAA